Messenger RNA from Glossina fuscipes, 4205 nucleotides. It is a transcript of the gene kuz, whose product is annotated as disintegrin and metalloproteinase domain-containing protein 10. The transcript is spliced from 11 exons. Gene Ontology annotation, molecular function: metalloendopeptidase activity. Bases 972 to 3863 code for a protein of 963 amino acids. Gene Ontology annotation, cellular component: plasma membrane. NCBI's taxonomy places the organism in Eukaryota, Metazoa, Arthropoda, Insecta, Diptera, Glossinidae. Gene Ontology annotation, biological process: membrane protein ectodomain proteolysis; Notch signaling pathway. The record is from RefSeq and is a predicted model, not a curated record.
GUUGUUGAAAAGGAAGUUUAGUAUGUAAAGAAAAAAGGAGUUAGUGCGAUAAUAAUAAAAGAAAGGAGAAAACACAUCGGAAAUUGUGAAUAUUUGGAGAAAAUGAAGUUAGUAUUUUUUUUUGUAUUAUGUUUAAAAAAAAAGUUUCAUCUCAAUCUUUUGUGAAUUUCUAAAAGAUGCUUAUUAAGAUUUUCUUCAAUCAUUCCUUUUUUUAACAAAAAUUAUUUUGUGUAUGAACUAAAAUUAAAAAGUUUUUUUCGGUGAAUUUUAUUUACCUUAUGGAAAACAAUAUUUGUGUAAUUGUGUAUUUGAGUUCGAAUACGAUUAAUUGACGGCAACUAAUUUAAAUAAAAAACAAAAGUAAUAUAUAUCUUCAAAAGCAAGAACAAGCAUGAAGCAUACAUUAAUUCUCUUUUAUGUUUUAACAACAUUUUCUACAUAGAAAAGAGAGAAGAAGAGAGUGAGAGAAUUUAUGUUUUAUAAAAAGAAAAAUAAGAAUUGCACGUAAACUUAACUGUUGAUCUCUUUCUUUCGGUAUACAUUUUAUUGAACGUCAGCAUCAUGAUAUACUAACAAACAAUAAUCGAAAAUUAAUCAUUGUGAGAUUUUGUUUUCGUUCUCUACGCUUACCGCUCCUUUUCCUGAAACAAGCAAUGCGAGGAAAAGCAAAACAAUAACAGCAACAGCGAUUUCAACAAUAACCGCACAAUAUUGGUGUUCAAUUAGGGUUUUUAGUUCCUUUUCGCCUUUACAUCUAUUCGUUAACGAUAAAGAAGAAAAUUUAUCUAAAACGUGAAAGACUAAGAAUUUUAAUGUAUGUACACUUUUAAUAAUAUUAGCGGAAGUGAUUCAAGGAGUUUGAACGCUCUUCACGCAAGCUUUCCAAUAAAGUAAAAACAACUGCCAUAUUGUGGCUAAACGACCACACUACCAGCAUUAAUAAACUUCAGCAUUGCCAUCUUUAAUAAAUAAUGUCAUCAACAAAAUGCGGACUCAAAUUUUUAUUCAUAUCGAUCAUUUUCAUUGUCAUCGUAAAUGGUUACGCAAAAGAUAUUUCCGGAGCUGAAAGAGGUCAUGUUGGGGGUUGCGGCAUUACGGACGAGGUCUCCCAAUGGAUGGAGAAUAUACAAAAUUCGGCUGUGGAAGAAUUGCCAGAACCGAUGUCAAAAGAUGUAAAAAAAAUUCCCAAAAAACGUACGCCAUCGAUUGAGCACAAUACGGAUAAUGUUGUUAUGAAAUCUCAAGACGGCGAAGUGAUACUAGCUGAAGCCCUCUACUCGUUACCCUCUAAUAACACUAAGAAAAAACAAUUGAAAUCGACAUCGUUUUCAUAUACACAACCGCAGUUACAUACUCAACAGCAUCCACCGAAAAAGUAUGGCGCCAAUGAUGAUUUUAAAUAUGCUUAUCAAAAAUAUACAAAAGAAGCGAAUUUUGUCGGUGCGUUUUAUGAUCCAGAAACGGGUCGUCGAUAUUCGCCAACCCAUAACGACUGGCAUGAACAUGUGCAUGAGCGCGUGAAACGCGCUUCCGGUUUGCUCGGCUCUUCGCCACGCCGUGAAGAUAACAAAAAUACCUGUUCGCUAUACAUACAAACAGACCCAUUGAUUUGGCGUCAUAUACGUGAAGGCAUCGCUGACCACGAUCGCAGUCACAAAUACGAACGGGACAUAAAGACACGCGAGGAAAUCACUUCGUUAAUAGCACAUCACGUUACGGCCGUUAAUUACAUUUACCGCAAUACAAAAUUCGACGGACGUACCGAGCAUCGAAAUAUACGUUUCGAGGUGCAACGUAUUAAAAUUGAUGACGAUUCCGCUUGUCGCAGUUCUUAUAAUGGUCCGCAUAAUGCUUUUUGCAAUGAACAUAUGGAUGUAUCCAAUUUCCUUAAUUUACAUUCCCUCGAGGAUCAUUCGGACUUUUGUCUAGCUUAUGUGUUCACUUAUAGAGAUUUUUCGGGUGGCACCUUAGGAUUAGCUUGGGUGGCCAGCGCUUCUGGUGCUUCUGGUGGCAUUUGUGAGAAAUAUAAGACUUACACCGAGACCGUAGGUGGUCAAUAUCAAAGCACAAAACGUUCCCUAAAUACCGGUAUCAUUACAUUUGUCAACUAUAACAGUCGUGUACCGCCCAAAGUCUCUCAACUAACGUUGGCUCAUGAAAUUGGACAUAAUUUUGGUUCACCGCAUGACUAUCCCCAAGAAUGUCGUCCUGGUGGACUAAAUGGCAAUUACAUUAUGUUUGCAAGCGCUACUUCCGGUGAUCGCCCUAACAAUUCGAAAUUCUCGUCGUGUUCUAUACGUAAUAUUUCGCAUGUUCUCGAUGUGCUGGUAGGAAACAUGAAACGCGAUUGCUUUAAAGUCUCUGAAGGAGCGUUUUGUGGCAAUAAAAUUGUUGAGCAAGGUGAAGAAUGUGAUUGCGGUUUUAAUGAGGAGGAAUGCAAAGAUAAUUGCUGUUAUCCUCGCUUAAUCAGUGAAUACGAUUUGUCAUUAAACGGUUCGGCCAGAGGCUGUACACGACGUGCCAAAACACAAUGUUCCCCUUCGCAGGGGCCUUGUUGUUUGCCAAAUUCGUGUACAUUUGUCCCGGCCAACUAUCAGCAGAAAUGUAAAGAGGAAACCGAAUGUUCGUGGUCAAGCAUUUGCAAUGGAACAACGGCUGAGUGCCCAGAUCCAAAACCGCGCGAUGAUAAGACAAAAUGUAACAAUGACACUGCUUUAUGUAUUAAGGGCGAUUGUUCCGGUUCUAUUUGUCUGCUGUGGAAUAUGUCUGAAUGUUUCCUAACUUCGCAAGCUGUCCCGCAUGUGGAUAAGCGGCGUUUAUGCGAGCUAGCUUGCCAGAAUGGAAAUGACACAAAUACUUGCCGCAGUACAUCCGAAUUCGCUCACUUAUAUGAUUUGCCGGAGGGUGGUAUCAGUUUACGUCCCGGUUCUCCUUGUGAUAAUUUUCAAGGCUAUUGUGAUGUGUUCCUGAAAUGUCGUGCAGUCGAUGCCGAUGGUCCUUUAGUGCGUCUAAAGAAUUUGCUAUUGAAUCGCGAAACGCUUUUAACCGUAGCCCAAUGGGUUACAGAGAAUUGGUAUAUUGUUGUAUUGAUGGGCAUCGGUUUCAUUAUCGUGAUGGGUGCUUUCAUUAAAUGCUGUGCUGUGCAUACGCCCAGUUCAAAUCCUAAAAAACGUAGAGCUCGGCGUAUAAGUGAAACCCUAAGAGCGCCCAUGAAUACAUUAAGGAGAAUGCGCCAUCCUCAUGGUCGGGGUGCUGGCCCGCGUAGUAUACCACCGCCUGUGCAUGAUGCACGAUCUCAGCAUCGUAAUUAUCCGCCCGAAUGGGAUCGACCGCAUCGUACGGGUGCUGCGGGGACUGGUGCAAGCAAUCACGCGAGUCGUUCAGCGGCUGGCGGACGAUCAUCUGGUGGAGCUGGUCGUAAUUCACGAGCAAGUAGCUCUCGUCAGCCCAGCAAUUCACGAUCAGCAGGUCAUGGGUAUGCUGACGGUGUUAUUUUAGCUGGUGUGGGUCCUAAUAAUAGUGGUGGUGGUGGUAAUGCAGUGAAUGUGGGUGGUAGCGUGGGUGGCACUGCUCUUUUAACAGCAGUACCGGGUAUGACGAGCGGCGCACUGGGUGCUGGUGUUGUGUCACGCGCUCAGAUGCCUUUACCCGCUCUGCCGUCCACUGCACAAACACAACAACAAGCGCAACAACAACAGCUGCCACAACAAGCAUAUUACGCGCCGAAAGCCGUCGUUCCGCAGCCAAUAAAUUACAAUCGGCCACCGUCGUUACAUCAGCCUGAUUUAUAUGCCGAUGCUUAUGCGGCAUUAGGUCGUGGGGCCUAUGAAGCAACAGCACGUGCUACAAACGAUAAAGUUUGACAGACAAGUUCGUAUCAAAAUGGCCGGAUGCGGCUUCAAACGGCAAUUGUAAGACGAGAAACAACACAAAAAACAAACGAACUCAUGUUAUAUGUAAAUGCUAUUUUUACGCUAAUCAUAAUAUUUUAAUAACAAAAUCACAAAAACACAUUCAUACACACACUCAUUGAAAUGAUCAGGCAGGCGAACAGGUCGAACGGCAGCAACAGUAACAACAAACAAACAAACAAACAAGCAAACACAACACAUAAAAACGAAUUAACCCACGAUAUUCUAAUAAUUAUUAUUAGUAAAAACUAUAGCAUCAUAUUUUAUUUUUUAAAUUAAUUCAAAUUUAAAAAA